This is a messenger RNA of Saccharomycodes ludwigii, 1788 nucleotides long. It is a transcript of the gene LEO1, whose product is annotated as Paf1-complex subunit LEO1. Gene Ontology annotation, biological process: positive regulation of transcription elongation by RNA polymerase II; transcription elongation by RNA polymerase II. NCBI's taxonomy places the organism in Eukaryota, Fungi, Ascomycota, Saccharomycetes, Saccharomycodales, Saccharomycodaceae. Gene Ontology annotation, molecular function: RNA polymerase II C-terminal domain phosphoserine binding. The coding region runs from base 1 to 1788 and encodes 595 amino acids. The transcript has a single exon. Gene Ontology annotation, cellular component: Cdc73/Paf1 complex; nucleus. The record is from RefSeq and is a predicted model, not a curated record.
AUGUCAGAACCAGACAAGCAAGACCAAGCUUCUCCAACCGUCACCACUACUACCGUAGUCUCUAGCCCUAAUGCUCAACAAGAAGAGGAACAAACUUCUGAAAAAAAAAUGGAUUUAGGAAUUGGUCUUGGAAAUAAAGAACAUCCUGAGGUUGAUAAAAAACACGAAAAUAAAGAUGCGACAAGGAAUGAUGGAGAGGAUAACCAAGACAAAGAAAAAGUGAUAACAGAUGAACAAGGUCAAACAAUCAACAAAGAGGAAGACAAACAAAAAGAAGAAGAGAAAGAAGAAGAAGAGAAAGAAGAAGAAGAGAAAGAAGAAGAAAAACAAAAAGAAAAACAAAAAGAAGAACAAGAAGAAGAACAAGAACAAGAACAAGAACAAGAACAAGAACAAGAACAAGAACAAGAAGAAGAACAAGAAGAAGAACAACAAGAAGAACAAGAAGAAGAACAAGAAGAAGAAAAAGAGGAAAAAGAAGAUGAAGACGAAGCUCAACAAAAUAAUGAAGAAAUACAAGAAGAAAUUGACGACCUAUUCGGUAGCGAUGAAGAAGAAGAAGAAGAAGAUGCAAUUGUAACUGGCAAAUCCAAAAGACUGUCUUCAAAUACAGAGGCUAUUGAUGAUAAUGGUGAUGAGGAACAGGAAAUGUACAAUAGGAAAUUUUUAGGUCAAGAAGAUGAAGAGGAUUCUGACGGAGAGACUGGUAUCGAAGUAGAUGAAAUCAAGGAAGCAGAUGUUGAAAUAUCCAAGCACAUUGUUCCCUACAAGACUUUUAACGUGGAUAAUACUAAUAUAAUAUAUCAUGUCAAAGUACCACAUUUUUUGACCAUAGAUCCGAUUUCGUUUGACCCACAAGAAUAUGAGGAAAAGGUCAACGAAAGGUUUCAAAACCACAACCUAGAUAAAGCUGAUGUUUUAGAUGCGGGAUUAAUUGAUGAAAAUACCAUUAGAUGGCGAUAUUCGAGAGACAGUGAGACAAACAAAGUUUUAAAAGAAAGUAAUGCAAGCAUUGUGCAAUGGAACGAUGGAACAUAUUCUUUAAAAUUAGGAAAUGAAUAUACUGAUAUUUUGAUAAAUGACACAGACAACACUUUUUUGGUUACUGCUUACGAGGAACAAGAAUUAAUGCAAUGUGUUGAAGGGGGGGAAAUUACUAAGAAUAUGAUGUUUAUUCCAACCAGUAUGAAUUCCAAGCUACAUAAAAGAUUGACUAAAGCUGUAACCAAAAGAAAAAUUAAUGACAUUGAUAACAGUGGACCAAGAGCAUUUAUUGUUCGUAAGGACCCUGAACUUGAGCAAAGAGAAUUGGAAAAGAAACAGGAACAGAUUAUCAGAGAAAGAAGGAGAAAACAAUUUAAAGAAAUGGAGCAGAAGGAAAAUUCAAAUAAUCCACCUGGGAGUGUUAAGUUUAGAAAUGGAAGUAGUAGCAAGCAUACAGGAGGAAACGCCGUCCGUGGGGGUAGACAGGAUGAAUAUGAUGAUGACACUGGAUUUAUUGAUGAUGCUGGUAGUGACAUGGAAGAAGAAGAAGAAGAAGAUAAUGAUGAGAGUGGAGACGAAGAAGAAGAAGAAGAGGAAGAAGAGUAUGAUGAUGAUGAUGAUAGUGAAGAUGAUUUGGCAAACGAGAGAUUAAAACAGGCUAAAAGAGGUGUGAAGGCUAGCGUUGAAGAAUUAGGUGAAGAUGAAGAAGGAGAGGAGAAAGUAAUAGAGGAAGACGAAGAAUCGGAUGGUACCAGAGUUAUUAAUAAAAGAAGGAAAAUAACAAUUGAAGAUGACGAAGAAUGA